AUGGCCGCCUUCCAGCUGUUUUUCCCGCUGUUGGUCAGCUGUGUGGCGGCAUCCGCACGCCCUCCUCGCCACCUCCCUUCAUGUCAAGUUGUCCAGAUGGAUGUGUUCUGCAGCGAUCUGAGCCUCAGAAGUGCACCAGACGACCUCCCUCCUGAUGUACAAAUGCUGGACCUUUCACGUAACCAGGUGCAAAAUCUCUCCCAGGAAACUCUAGCGUACCACACCAGCUUCCACCAUUUGAAUCUUCACUCAAACAAGAUCCACUUCAUCCAGCCUGGGCUUUUCAGAAAUAUGACUGAUCUCAAAGUCCUGGAUCUGUCCAGGAAUCAUUUAAAUGUUUUUGCUCGCUCCAAAACUAACAUUGGGCCUCUUACAGCUGUAGAGUCUCUGGAUCUUUCGAGCAAUGGGCUGUACACGGGGAUGUCAGACUAUUUCCUGGCUGAUUCUCCAUCACUGACAAACCUUUCUCUGAACAGCAAUAGCAUCACCAAAAUAGCACAAGACACCUUCAUUGGAUCCUCGUCUUUGAAGAAAAUCAGCCUCCACAAUAAUGUCAUUUUAGAGAUAGAAGAUGGAGCUUUUGACUCCUUGAAUCAUCUGACUGAACUCGAUUUGUCCAAAAACUCAAUCACAUGUAUCACAGACUUCAACCUCUAUAAAUUAAAGGUGCUUAAUCUCAGCAAGAACAGCAUGGAGCUUUUCCAUAGCUCAAAAUCAACUUCUCCGUAUGAUCUUCUCUCUCUCGAUCUGAGUCAAAACAAAAUUUCUUCCUUUCCUCUUCUUCCGAGAAUAAACAAACUUAAAUAUCUGGACAUUUCACGAAACCAACUUCAGAGCAUCAAUAUUACAGAAAGUAAUACAAACAUUAUUUUGAUGCACCUGAGUUACUUGGACAUGAGUUACAACCAACUCAAAAGCAUACCAGAGUCCUUUUUUUCCUGCAUGAUAUCUCUUGAGGUCCUCAAUGUGAGUAAUAACUGUAUUGAUUCAUUUUCUAUCACUAAUGAAUUAAGUAUAGAGAAAGUGAGGAUUAUCAAUCUCAGCAAUAAUAACCUGCAGAGUCUGACAUUUGGGGAAAACACUCUGCAAUCACUGGAAGAGCUGGUCUUACAAGGAAAUGACUUGACAACCCUGGACCAUCAAACAUUUCAAAGACUUCCUAGUAUCAUACACCUGCACCUUCAGCAGAACAAUCUGAAAAUCUGCACCUCAGAGAAAAAGCCAUCACUGACAGACCUCGACCACCAAGAUCCUUCAGGUUGUGUGUCCUUUUCUUCUAUUCCAAGUUUGCAGUUCUUGUACCUCUCUGAAAACAAUCUGGAGACUCUGCCUGCGAAUGCGUUUGCAAACACCCAUUUAAGGUUACUGGACUUGUCCCUGAACCCGGGCUUAGACAUGCAUAAAGACUCCCUCUCUGGUCUCGAGCAUUCCCUGGUUCACCUGCUCCUGAGAGAAAACAACAUUUCCAAACUGAACACGGACCUGUCCUCGCUGAGGAGUCUCAAACACGUAGACCUUUCCACCAACCAGUUGACUACUCUGCCAAUGUGGAACAAAGAUUCCUCCAUUGAGUCACUAAAUCUGCAAAACAACAAUCUUGUCACUCUGGAGUACAACACCAUGGUGGCUCUGGAGCGCUCACUAAAAACCCUCUACAUGGGCUCCAAUCCUCUGAGCUGCUGUAAAAACCAUGGCUUCCUUCACUUGGUUCAGCACUCAGCCGUGGUCGUUCCCGACAUUAAGACUGUGACCUGCAUCCAUGAGGAGAAUUCAGAACCAGUCAACAUAAAGACAGUGACCCAGGAAAUGUGUCAAAGACAAGGACAGCCAAACUAUAUUAUUGUUAUUGUAGUGCUAGCGUUAGUUACAAUCAUCGUCGUGGGACUGGUGGCAAAAUGUUGCCAUGCGAGGAAACGAAAGCACAGCCGAAGCUUUAAUGCGUAAUGGGAAUAAACUAUUCAGCUCCACGAAGGAAUUUAUAUUAUAUCUUCUUUUCACAAGACGGUUGGUGGGUUUUAAGUAGAGACAAUAAAGAAAACAAAACAUGAAUGUAGUGUCUGUGAUGGCGCCCAGCGGUUUCUGAAGAGACAAUCUGAAGCUUUGAUUUGGGUUUACCACUGCAGUCUUUGUUCAUAGAGCAAGUAAAUCCAGAUUGGUGAAGCUGAGGCAGGACACUGAAGAAGCAACAUAAAGCAAACAUGUGCCCUAACAUCUCCUCAAUGAAGCAAUAACUCCGGAGAAGUGAACUCAAGGUUUUUUGCAGUCAGCAUCUAGUGGCCAUUUGAGGAACUGCAACUUUAGACCCUUACGGCUACAGCAGUAGUUUCCUGCUUGGUUUUUUGAUAUCAAAUCACAUGAUUAUAAUGAAUGUAAAAAGGAAAAAUCCACACUAAAACAUGUUAACACUGUUUACCAUUUUCUCCUAUACAGUGGUCAUUUUAGAAAACAUGCUUAUUCUCUUUCUUGCUAAUAGUUAGAUGAGAAAAUUGAUACCACUGUAGCAUUCGUCUACUAAAUAUAAAGCUACUGCCAGCAACCGCUUAGCUUGACUUAGCAUAAAGAUUGAACACACUGGUGAAACAGCUAGCCUGACUCUCUGCAAAGGUAGCAAA
This is a messenger RNA of Scomber japonicus (chub mackerel), 2612 nucleotides long. RefSeq names its product leucine rich repeat containing 32 (gene lrrc32). The transcript has 2 exons. Bases 1 to 1944 code for a protein of 647 amino acids. NCBI's taxonomy places the organism in Eukaryota, Metazoa, Chordata, Actinopteri, Scombriformes, Scombridae. Gene Ontology annotation, molecular function: protein binding. Gene Ontology annotation, cellular component: plasma membrane. The record is from RefSeq and is a predicted model, not a curated record.